Messenger RNA from Limulus polyphemus (Atlantic horseshoe crab), 1867 nucleotides. Its product is annotated as NADP-dependent malic enzyme-like. The transcript has 14 exons. The coding region runs from base 131 to 1867 and encodes 578 amino acids. Gene Ontology annotation, molecular function: NAD binding; malate dehydrogenase (decarboxylating) (NAD+) activity; malate dehydrogenase (decarboxylating) (NADP+) activity. Gene Ontology annotation, cellular component: mitochondrion. Gene Ontology annotation, biological process: malate metabolic process; pyruvate metabolic process. NCBI's taxonomy places the organism in Eukaryota, Metazoa, Arthropoda, Merostomata, Xiphosura, Limulidae. The record is from RefSeq and is a predicted model, not a curated record.
GGCUUGGUGGUUGAACACAACUGACUAACAGAUCUACGUAUUACAUUUUUGAACGUUUCAUUAGUUGCCGCCCUGUAAAAAUAUUGUUUAGUUGUUCUAAUAUUGUAUAAUUAAAUACCCCACAGAAAAUAUGGGCCAGAGCAACGAAAAAUUCUAUUGUGAGUGUCGUUCGAAAAAGGACAAAAAUAAGAAUGGCGGACAGACGAAGAAGUUGUUAAUGAAAAGUAGCGAAUACCUCUACAAUCCCCGUGUUUGUAAAGGUUUGGCGGUUUCUACGCGAGAAAGGGAAGAGAUGGAGCUGCGUGGAAUUUUGCCUCCAGCCGUUAGAUGUCGCAACCUGCAAGUAAAAGCCGUGAUCCAAAAUUUAGAUAGAUUCGAAGAAAAUUUAAGCAAAUAUAUUUAUCUUAGGAAUUUACAGGACUUCGAUGAAGAACUUUUCUACAAGGUAAUGAUGGAGCAUACGGAAAAACUGAUGCCAAUAGUCUACACUCCAACAGUAGGCUUAGCUUGUAUUAAAUACAGCACAAUUUUUCACCGCCCAAGAGGAAUUUUCUUGACAGUUCACGAUGGUGGAAGAAUUCAUCAUAUUUUAGGGAACUGGCCGGAAAGAAAUGUUAAGGCUAUAGUUGUGACUGAUGGCGAGCGUAUCUUGGGUCUCGGAGACCUGGGUGCUAAUGGCAUGGGAAUUCCUGUUGGAAAGCUAGCCUUAUACACUGCACUGGCUGGAAUUCCCCCAGAAUUAACUCUCCCUGUCACCAUAGACUUCGGCACUAAUAAUCAGAAAUUAAUUGAAGAUCCCUUCUACAUCGGACUUCGACAGAAAAGAGUAAAAGGGCCCGAGUACAAUGACUUAAUGGAUGAAUUUAUGGAGGCUGUUGUACAAAGGUAUGGAAGGUCUUGUUUGAUCCAAUUUGAAGACUUUGGCAAUCACAAUGCCUUUAGGCUCUUAGAGAAAUACAAGCCAAAUUAUUGCACUUUUAACGAUGACAUCCAAGGUACUGCAUCUGUAGCUGUAGCUGGAAUUCUGGCAAGUUUGAAGAUUACGGGAUUGAAAUUAGCUCAGAAUAUUUUUUUAUUUCAAGGAGCUGGAGAAGCAGCUCUCGGGACAGCCAAUCUUCUGGUUAUGGCCAUGGAGCAAGAUGGCGUUCAGAGCGAAGAAGCUAUGAAAAAAAUAUGGUUGAUUGAUUCAAAAGGCCUAAUAGUUAAGAAUCGACCAACAGGUGGCAUUACUGAGCACAAGGCCCGUUUCGCCAAAGAUUAUCAAAACCUCACAUCUCUUGAAGAGAUUGUAAAAUCCAUCAAGCCAACAGUUUUGAUUGGAGCUUCUGCACAAAGAGGGGUUUUCACCGAGAAUGUUCUGCAAACUAUGGCAAACAAUCACAAGCAACCAGUAAUAUUUGCUUUAAGCAAUCCAACAGAUAAAGCCGAAUGCACUGCCAGUGAUGCCUACAUUCAUACUGAGGGACGAUGUGUUUUUGCCAGUGGCAGCCCUUUUGAACCUGUAACUAUCAAUGAAAAGACACAUUAUCCAGGCCAGGGCAACAAUGCAUACAUCUUCCCAGGGGUGGCAUUUGCCAUUAUGGCUUGUGGUGUGCAUUAUGUUUCUGACGAAGUUUUUCUCGUUUCUGCAAAGGCUUUAGCUGACCAGGUUAGGAAGGAACACCUUGCCGAGGGUAGAGUGUAUCCUCCACUUAAGAAGAUCCACGACGUAUCUUUUAAUAUCGCAAUCAAGCUUACUCAGUACUUCUACGCUGAAGACUUCGCGACUCGUCGACCAGAGCCUCAUGACAAGAUCGCAUUUCUACGGUCUAAACAAUACAAUUAUGCCAGGCCUCUGUCAAUCAAACUGGGACGCCAUCCAUACUGA